Molecule: messenger RNA, 738 nt
Organism: Soboliphyme baturini
Lineage: Eukaryota; Metazoa; Nematoda; Enoplea; Dioctophymatida; Soboliphymatidae
Source: the annotation of a GenBank genome assembly
AUGCAACGAUACAUGCCAGGCGUGUUCUGUCGCACGAAUGACCUGCAACAACAUCCGGCGCCGACCAACCGGCACUUAAUUGAAAUUUAUGUGCGGCAUUUAAUGGAAAUUUCUGCACACGGCGGUCACACGACGGACGACGCCAAACGACUCGAAAACUUUCCUCCGCCUUAUUAUCGUUUGUCAUCGUGCGGCGUCCGUGGAUCGGAUCGGAUCGGAUUGAUUUGGCUAAGGAAGGCCGCUUUCGACGAUCCGUCGCGUUGUCGGACCAAACUCCUGGCCGGUGGUGGAAACGCCUUGGUUUUUGCCGAAAGUUUUGCCUCAUUUUUGAGUGACUUUUUCUCUCUCUCUACAGCUGACUACGCGGUGGACGGCAGGCAGUCGUUCUUCAGCCUCAAAGCAGUUCGAGCCGAGGAAGUAUCACAAUAUGCCGAUGCUAUGAUGGUCGUUUCAGCCCCUGAAGGGUGGAGAAUCGUCUCAGUUCCAGCGCACGGCAUCCGAGGUUGUGCAAUGGAUGAUGAAGAACGGUCUAAAGAUAAAUUAUUACAAACGAGGCAAAGCGAGGGCUCGCAAAAGAGAACAUGCCUCAUUGAAGACGACAUUGAGGGCCGCCGGUGUUCCCCGGUUUCAAAGGCACACACUUCAAGGUCGGUCGUUCGGACGGUGGCGCGUCAUUCGUCGGACGCGAUCGAUCAGCCGAUUGUGUUUGUCGUUCUGCCCCAUUCGUCGAAGCAAUAG